CCGUCACUGCGAGAGGGCUCAUAAAGACUGAUACCGUUUGCGUGGGCAUCGACCGCUUCGUUCCUUCGUCGAAGAAUGCCUCCCGAGCAUCAAUCUUGGUAAACGACUACCCAUUGUCAUUCCAGAAAUUCCCGCACCUGGCACCAUGUCUCUAAACCUAGAAAAACAGCUACGCUUCUAUGGAGCCUACCAUCACAACCUCGUCAAUGUCGGCAUACACAUUGCCUGCGUUCCCGCCAUACUCAUGACCUUUCUCCUACUCUUCACCAACACUCCAUCAAUACCGCUGCCUCCAUGGCUGUCGGUCCCGAAUCUCCCUCCUAAUGUCGGAACUAUCGGAGCAGUGCUAUACUCGACGCUUUAUAUCCUCAUGGAGCCAGUGGCAGGAGGCCUGCUAGCUCCACUCAUCAUCGGCGGCACUGCUUACGCGAACCACCUUACUUCUACGUACGGAGCGACGGCGAACUACUGGGCCGGUGGAAUAAAUGUUGUAUGCUGGAUCGCACAAUUCAUAGGCCACGGGAAGUUCGAAGGAAGGGCGCCGGCGCUGCUCGACAACUUGGUGCAAGCACUCUUCCUUGCCCCCUUCUUCGUCUGGUUCGAGAUCCUCUUCGCACUUGGUUACCGUCCGGACCUGAAGCGCCGGAUAGACAAGAUGGUUGAGGAGGAUAUUAAGAAAUUCAAGGAAAAGAAGGGAGCGAAUGGUGCCGCAAACGGAACGAAUAAGACGUCGUAGGAAGCUCCGGUAGUUUGGAUGGGACAACGAAACUAGAGUGGCAUAGGCGGUAGCGGUUGAGGAGUGGGGGAAAUUACGAAGAUGAGGAGCCCGUAAUGCAACCAGAUGUGAUGCAGUAAGAAUCAUAGUUGACGUAGUUGUAAAUCGCUAGGAAUUGCCUCGGGCGUGAGGAGGAGUAAGAUCCUCGCUGCUGAUACUCAUGACCAAGUGUCUGAAUAUUGACUUAUUGGUUUUGAAGCAGGAUGCCUUUGUAGAUUUUCUAAUCUUCUCAGUAUAGGGGCUCGUUCACUCUGACAAUAAAUUCAUAAAUUGG
This is a messenger RNA of Trematosphaeria pertusa, 1049 nucleotides long. Its product is annotated as DUF962-domain-containing protein. Gene Ontology annotation, cellular component: endoplasmic reticulum. The record is from RefSeq and is a predicted model, not a curated record. Bases 146 to 736 code for a protein of 196 amino acids. Lineage: Eukaryota; Fungi; Ascomycota; Dothideomycetes; Pleosporales; Trematosphaeriaceae. Gene Ontology annotation, biological process: sphingoid catabolic process. The transcript is spliced from 4 exons.